AUGUCCGAAUUCAAAGUGAAGGCUGGUUUAGCGCAGAUGUUGAAAGGUGGUGUCAUCAUGGACGUUGUCACGGCUGAACAAGCCAUUAUUGCUGAAAAGGCUGGUGCUUGUGCUGUUAUGGCCUUAGAGAGAAUUCCUGCAGAUAUGAGAAAAUCUGGUCAGGUGUGUCGUAUGUCUGAUCCAAAAAUGAUUAAAGAUAUUAUGGAUGCUGUUUCUAUCCCUGUAAUGGCUAAAGUACGUAUUGGACAUUUUGUCGAAGCACAGAUUCUUGAAGAAUUAGAGGUUGAUUAUAUUGAUGAAAGUGAAGUUUUGACGCCUGCUGAUUGGACUAAGCAUAUUCGUAAAAACGAAUUUCAAGUUCCAUUUGUUUGCGGUGCAAAGGAUCUUGGUGAAGCUUUGAGAAGAAUCAAUGAAGGAGCUGCUAUGAUUCGUACUAAAGGAGAAGCAGGGACUGGUGAUAUUUCUGAAGCCGUCAAGCACAUCUCUAAGAUUAGAGGUCAACUUGAAGAAUUUAAACCUCUUCUAAAGGAUGACGCUGGUUUAAAGUUAAAGGCAGAAGAAAUGAGAAUUCCAGUCGAUUUACUAAAGAAUACUUUAGAAAAUGGUAAAUUACCAGUGGUUAAUUUUGCAGCCGGUGGUGUUGCAACACCUGCUGAUGCAGCUUUAUUAAUGCAAUUGGGUUGUGAAGGUAUAUUUGUGGGUUCCGGUAUCUUCAAGUCAUCCAAUCCUGAAAAACUAGCUCGUGCAGUUGUAGAAGCUACAACCCAUUUCAAUGACCCAGCAAAGUUGUUAGAAGCUUCCACCAAUUUAGGUGAUCUAAUGAGUGGUAUAUCAAUCGAAUCUAUAAAGGGUUCUAGAUUAGCUGAAAUUGGUGCUUGA
This is a messenger RNA of Maudiozyma saulgeensis, 879 nucleotides long. Lineage: Eukaryota; Fungi; Ascomycota; Saccharomycetes; Saccharomycetales; Saccharomycetaceae. The record is from the annotation of a GenBank genome assembly.